This is a messenger RNA of Gossypium raimondii (Peruvian cotton), 1623 nucleotides long. Its product is annotated as tubulin beta-9 chain. Gene Ontology annotation, cellular component: microtubule; cytoplasm. The transcript has 3 exons. NCBI's taxonomy places the organism in Eukaryota, Viridiplantae, Streptophyta, Magnoliopsida, Malvales, Malvaceae. Bases 72 to 1409 code for a protein of 445 amino acids. Gene Ontology annotation, biological process: microtubule cytoskeleton organization; mitotic cell cycle. The record is from RefSeq and is a predicted model, not a curated record. Gene Ontology annotation, molecular function: GTP binding; structural constituent of cytoskeleton; GTPase activity.
AAAAAGAAUUUCCGGAAUUCUUAUUCCUUUUAUAUUUUUCCUCUCCAAUUUUCCGUCAGUUUCCCGAGAAAAUGAGAGAAAUCCUUCACAUCCAAGGUGGCCAAUGCGGCAAUCAGAUAGGAGCCAAGUUCUGGGAAGUCGUAUGUGCCGAACAUGGCAUCGAUUCAACGGGUCGAUAUGGUGGUGACUCGGAGCUCCAGCUUGAGCGAAUUAAUGUUUACUACAACGAAGCCAGUUGUGGCCGUUUUGUUCCCCGCGCAGUUUUAAUGGAUCUGGAACCCGGAACCAUGGAUAGCGUAAGAUCCGGUCCUUACGGACAAAUUUUCCGACCCGAUAACUUCGUUUUCGGACAGUCCGGUGCCGGAAACAAUUGGGCUAAGGGACAUUACACUGAAGGAGCGGAGCUUAUCGAUUCCGUUCUCGACGUGGUUAGAAAGGAAGCCGAGAAUUGCGAUUGCUUGCAAGGGUUUCAGGUAUGCCAUUCUUUGGGAGGAGGAACGGGUUCCGGAAUGGGAACGUUGUUGAUAUCGAAGAUACGAGAGGAGUAUCCGGACCGAAUGAUGCUUACGUUUUCGGUGUUCCCAUCUCCCAAGGUUUCUGAUACUGUUGUUGAGCCUUACAACGCGACACUCUCAGUUCAUCAGCUUGUGGAAAAUGCUGAUGAGUGUAUGGUUCUUGAUAACGAAGCUCUCUACGAUAUCUGUUUCCGUACCCUCAAGCUCACUACUCCAAGUUUUGGAGAUCUCAACCAUCUAAUUUCUGCCACCAUGAGUGGUGUAACAUGCUGCCUUCGCUUCCCUGGUCAGCUUAACUCAGAUCUCCGCAAACUUGCUGUAAACCUUAUUCCAUUCCCUCGACUACAUUUCUUCAUGGUGGGAUUUGCGCCUCUCACCUCACGCGGUUCCCAACAGUACAGAGCCCUCACUGUCCCUGAACUUACACAGCAAAUGUGGGAUGCCAAGAACAUGAUGUGUGCAGCUGAUCCUCGACACGGUCGAUACCUCACAGCAUCAGCAGUCUUCCGUGGGAAGAUGAGCACGAAAGAGGUUGAUGAGCAGAUGAUCAAUGUGCAAAACAAGAACUCAUCUUACUUUGUUGAAUGGAUCCCGAACAAUGUGAAGUCCACUGUUUGUGACAUCCCUCCAAUCGGCUUAAAGAUGGCAUCCACAUUUAUCGGGAACUCUACUUCAAUCCAAGAGAUGUUCAGGAGGGUGAGUGAACAAUUCACUGCCAUGUUCCGCAGGAAAGCUUUCUUGCAUUGGUAUACUGGAGAAGGGAUGGAUGAGAUGGAGUUCACAGAAGCGGAGAGUAACAUGAAUGACUUGGUUUCUGAGUACCAACAAUACCAGGAUGCAACUGCAGAUGAUGAAGAGUACGAGGAAGAGGAGGAAUACGAGGCAGAGGCUUAAAAUCUAAUGGAAUAAUUUGGAUGUUUUUUGUUGUGUUUUGGAUUGGGCUUGUGGAGUGUGUUGAUGCAAUUUCUCACUGCCUGUUUUUGGUCUUUGGAUCACUGUAUUGUUGAUUGUGUCGACUUUAGUUUUGUCCUCACAGCUUACGGAGUAUAUGUUGUUGUAUUGCUUGUUGAUUCAUCUUAUAAGUAAUUUCUAGUACACCUUAAGUAAA